Molecule: messenger RNA, 3281 nt
Organism: Acipenser ruthenus (sterlet)
Lineage: Eukaryota; Metazoa; Chordata; Actinopteri; Acipenseriformes; Acipenseridae
Product: vacuolar protein sorting-associated protein 33A
Exons: 13
Coding region: 9-1868 (619 amino acids)
Biological process (GO): intracellular protein transport; vesicle-mediated transport
Cellular component (GO): CORVET complex; lysosome
Source: RefSeq, a predicted model, not a curated record
UCAGUCACAUGACACGAAUCUCCGGCGCUUGGUCGUCACAUGACACGGUUGUGCUGUCAGUGAAGAUGGCGGCCCACUUAUCGUACGGGAGAGUCAAUCUCAAUAUCUUGAGAGAGGCUGCAAGGAAAGAGCUUCGCGAGUUCUUGGAUAAAUGUGCCGGAAGCAAGGCAAUAGUCUGGGAUGAGUAUCUCACUGGACCGUUUGGAUUAAUUGCUCAGUAUUCACUUCUAAAGGAACAUGAAGUGGAAAAGAUGUUCACACUGAAGGCAGGUCGCCUUCCUGCAGCUGAUGUUAAAAACAUCAUCUUCUUUGUGAGGCCCAGACUGGAAUUAAUGGACAUCAUUGCUGAGAAUGUGAUCGGUGAGGACAGACAGCGCUCCCAGCGAGAUUUCCACAUCCUGUUCGUGCCGCGGCGCAGCCUCCUGUGUGAGCAGCGGCUGGAGGAGCAGGGCGUGCUGGGCUCCUUCAUCAACAUCGAGGAGUACAUCCUGGACCUCAUCCCCUACGAUGGAGAUCUGCUGUCCAUGGAGUCUGAGAGCGCGUUCCGGGAGUGUUAUCUGGAGAAUGACCAGACUAGCCUUUACCAUACAGCUAAGGGACUGAUGACACUGCAGGCACUGUAUGGAACCAUCCCACAGAUAUUCGGCAAAGGAGAGUGUGCAAGGCAUGUAGCCAAUAUGAUGCUGAGAAUGAAGAGGGAGUUUGCUGGAAGUCAGAACCAGAUCCUGCCCGUGUUUGACUCGCUGCUCCUCCUCGACCGCAAUGUGGACUUGCUGACCCCCUUGGCCACGCAGCUCACUUACGAAGGGCUCAUUGAUGAAGUGUACAGCAUUACUAACGGCUAUGUGAAGCUGCCUCCAGAGAAGUUCACUCAGAAGAAACAGGGCGAGGGUGGGAAGGACCUCCCAACCGAACCCAAGAAGCUGCAGCUGAACUCCGCAGAGGAGCUGUACGCUGAGAUCAGAGACAAGAACUUCAAUGCCGUCGGAUCGGUGCUGAGCAAGAAGGCAAAAAUCAUCUCGGCAGCAUUCGAGGAGCGGCACAAUGCUAAAACAGUGGGAGAGAUUAAACAGUUUGUGUCACAGCUGCCACACAUGCAAGCAGCAAGGAGCUCCCUAGCGAACCACACGUCCAUUGCAGAGCUCAUCAAAGACAUUACAACCUCCGAGUCGUUCUUCGAUAACCUAACCGUGGAACAGGAGUUUAUGACGGGGGUGGACACAGACAAGGUAAACAGCUACAUCGAGGACUGCAUCGCCCAACAGGAUCCCUUGAUUAAGAUCCUGCGCCUGGUAUGCAUGCAGUCUGUCUGUAACAAUGGACUGAAGCAGAAAGUGCUGGACUAUUACAAGAGAGAGAUACUGCAGACCUACGGUUAUGAGCACCUAUUAACCCUGAGUAAUUUAGAGAAGGCUGGGCUGCUGAAGCCACAGACCAGCACCAGAAACAACUACCCAACCAUCAGGAAGACACUGAAGCUCUGGAUGGAGGACAUCAAUGAGCAGAACCCAAAUGACAUUUCUUACGUGUACAGCGGUUACGCUCCCCUGAGUGUCCGCUUAGCCCAGCUGCUGGUGCGGCCUGGCUGGCGCAGCAUUGAGGAGGUGCUCAAGAUGUUACCAGGACCCCACUUUGAGGAGAGGCAGCAGCUCCCCUCCGGACUCCAUAAGAAACGCCAGCAAGGAGAGAACAGAACCACCCUCGUCUUCUUCCUCGGAGGAGUGACUUACGCGGAAAUCGCUGCACUGCGCUUCCUCUCGCAGAUGGAGGACGGGGGAACGGAGUACGUCAUCGCCACCACAAAACUGAUCAACGGCACAUGCUGGAUCAAGUCUUUAAUGGACAAACUGGAAGCACCCCCCUUCUAAAAUGAACCGGAGCGUUUGGAACGAACGGCGGGGGCUGGUUUGUUAAAGAGCCACCAUUGGACAUGAGCUCUCCUAUGCUUUUCAACCUUGAACCAUACACUAAUGUUACAGAGACAGAUACACACUUACAAAGUUAUUCAGAAGACUCACAGACGUGUGAUCUCAAGCAGUGUACAGGCUGUGUUAAUGCAUGUGGUUUCACUGUGGAGACUGGCUUUUAAUUGCUUCAUUGGAAAUAACAAAAAGCUUACUUAGUUUUGAAUAACCCUGUAUAAUGUAUGUUUGUGUGUGCGAAGCACUAAAAAUACAUCCACUGUCAUUAUCAACCGUAGUAACAGGUUUGUUUUAAGAGAUCCCUGUUGUACACAAUUAUAAACUACAAGGGCUAGAGUGCGACUGACGGGCUAGCGCGGACACACACGCACACUAACUAGUUAAGGAGUCUGGAUAAGACUUGGGAGGGUCUCAAUGUUCCUGGAAGAGUUCUCUUCUUUAUCUCUCGUGAUAUUUCCAUUACAUCAUGCCUGUCUGCAUCAGAACUCCCCAGACACUGCACAGCUGCUCAAACGACUAACUGAUACACACUCAUUAAUCUGUACCUACCCUGUUACGGCAAAAGCAGGCUUUUCAGAUUGAUGACAUGUUCAUGCUGUUUAUCAGUUCCACGCAGAUCCCUGUGUCAAGAAUAAUUUGAAGGUUAAGAGAUUGGGUUUGACAGUCAAGCCUAGCUGGAAAAUGGAGAGCACACUGCCCUGCUUAGAUAAUAAUGAAACACUGAAUCAGAUAUUCUGCUCGGAAUAUGUGGGCUUACAUGCGUCUUGUAAAUUACUACUGUGCUUUGGUUUGUAUGUUAGCUAUCCUGCAGCAAAUCUGUUAUGUUUAUACAUUCAGCCAGCCUGUGAUCAAGCUGAAUAAAGUACAUUAUUGAAAGAAAGCAUUGUUCUGCAAUGACAAGUGUGUGUGUGUAUAUAUAUAUAUAUAUAUAUAUGCCUUCCAAAAAUCACUUUACAGACCAUUUUAUUACAGCUAAUUUAGUUGUAAUUUGUGUCUAGACCUUUAUUAGAAAAGACAAAACCAUAUUUAAAAACGAGUAAUAGAAACAAAACCUGCUCAAAUAUAGUCUUCAGUGAACAGCAAUCCCUGAGCUGCGCUGUUCUCUUGAGAAGCAAUUAGUGCUAACAGGCUUCCUGAUCAGCGGGAUAAUGGUGCGCUCCUGUCUGGAGGUUCUGCUGUGGCCGAGGCAAUGAUUUGAUAGCAGAGCACCCUGAUUAAAUUAGCAGGCCAUUUGCUCCUGUUUGCAGUGAAGGAUGUCUCAGUGGGCAGUGGAGUUUGAUCAGAGAUAGAUCGAUCAACAAUGCGUGCUCUACGUUAUGUCCUGCUAGUUUGAGGAUAGAAUGACAUCCAUGAUCAAAA